GAUGGACAUUACCAAACCAAAUGUUAUAUGGAUUAAAGGACGCUGCUAUCGGCUUUAUGGACAAAGCACAAGUUUAUCAAAUUUUGAUUCAGAAUAUACCGGCUAUGGAGAUGACGAGCAGGAGUAUCUUGAUGGAAGAGAUGAUGAUUGCUCUGACAACGACUAUGAGAUAGAAGAAGCUGAGUCUGGAAGACUGAAGACGUCCUUUCAUAUUCCAAGGUCACUACAUGGAGUACUCAUUGGACCAAAAGGAGCAACCAGAGCUCGCUUAGAAAAGGAAACUAAGGCGUUAAUCAGAAUUCCUAAAAAAGGACUUGACCAGGACAUAGUUGUAACUGGUACAACUAGAGAAAGCAUUGUACGAGCUAGACGUCGCAUGGAGCUGAUUGCUCUGACAGCAAGACAAAAGCAGCAGUUUACUCAUUUCCUCUCCUUGCCAGUAAACAAUGAAAACAUUAAGAGUGGAUUUUUAAAAUUCCAGGAACAAGUGUUAAAUGAAUGUAAAGGACGUGGCAUUAGAAAAGACAUCUUUCAAGAUCCAAAUAAAUUGCACAUCACCCUUGGAACUCUUGUUCUUCUGGAUGAUGAUGAUAGGAAGAAGGCAGCCCAAGCUCUUCUGAACUGCAAGCAGGACCUAGUAGAACCUUUACUGCAGAAAGGUACCUUGAGAUUGCGAGUUUAUGGUAUUGAGUACAUGAAUGACGAUCCUGCAGAAGUUGAUGUCUUAUAUGGCAAAGUGGAGGAUCUUAAUCAGGAGCCUGUUGUUCAAGAACUUGCCAAUGACAUUAUCAAAUAUUUUUCAAAAACAGGUCUUAUGCCUAAGCAGUUUGAUUCUGUAAAACUGCAUGUGACUCUCAUGAAUUCUAUCUUUCGAAGAGAGGGUGCUGAUUCAGAUGUUGCUAAUAAGGGAGAAAAUCUGAAGAGGACGCGUGAAUCUUUUGAUGCUUCUUCAAUUCUAAAGAAGUUUCAAGAGUAUUCCUUUGGAGAAAUUACAGUGGAGACUAUUGAUCUCUCUCGCCGCUAUUCAACAGCAAGCAAUGGAUAUUAUGAGGCAACUGCAAGCUUAAACUUAGUUUAAAAAUGUUUAAAGCUGUAAAAAAAAUGAAAGGGUCAAUAAACUUUUAUUGCCCCUCUGAAA
Frankliniella occidentalis (western flower thrips) is the source of this 1138-nucleotide messenger RNA. Its product is annotated as activating signal cointegrator 1 complex subunit 1. Gene Ontology annotation, molecular function: RNA binding. The transcript is spliced from 7 exons. Gene Ontology annotation, biological process: DNA alkylation repair; regulation of DNA-templated transcription. Gene Ontology annotation, cellular component: nucleus. Bases 2 to 1078 code for a protein of 358 amino acids. NCBI's taxonomy places the organism in Eukaryota, Metazoa, Arthropoda, Insecta, Thysanoptera, Thripidae. The record is from RefSeq and is a predicted model, not a curated record.